This is a messenger RNA of Thlaspi arvense, 450 nucleotides long. Lineage: Eukaryota; Viridiplantae; Streptophyta; Magnoliopsida; Brassicales; Brassicaceae. The record is from the annotation of a GenBank genome assembly.
AUGGAUCACGAGGAAAAAGAGCCCAGCAGCUACGAGCUUGUGGACGAGAUGGGGCACGGUGUGAGCGCCGUUGUUUACGCGGCUAUCUGCACGUCCAUGGACCCGUCAGCGUUGGUGAUUGUGGCGAUCAAUUGCAUCCAUUUGGACUGUUUGCGGACUAACCUUGACGAAGUGCGUGGCGAGGUCCGCACCAUAUCCCGGCUUUCUCAUCACCCCAACAUUCUGGGGGCCUACUGCUCCUUCAAAGUUGGCCAGAGCCUCUGGCUAGUCAAGCUGUUCAUGUCCGGUGACACGCUACCAUCCAUCAUGCCAUCGUCGUUCCCCUAUGGAUUUUUGGAGCUCUGCGUGGUUGUGAUUCUACGGGACACGUUGAGCAGCUUGGCGUAUUUACGUGGGCGAAGUCACGUUCACAGGUAUAACGGUAGAAAUGGGAGAGUAGCUUUGUUCUAA